This is a messenger RNA of Funneliformis caledonium, 340 nucleotides long. NCBI's taxonomy places the organism in Eukaryota, Fungi, Glomeromycota, Glomeromycetes, Glomerales, Glomeraceae. The record is from the annotation of a GenBank genome assembly.
AUGUUAAUGCCAAAUAAUUUACCAAUUGAAACAUUGCAGCCGAUAGUUCUUAUUGAAUCAAUUGAUGAUCUAGAAGUAUCAUUUUCAUCUACAAAUAUUGAAGCUGAAACUGAUGAUAAUAUAAUUGGAUUGUCAGAAGCAGUUGGUCGAGCAUCAAAUGAAGUUUCACAAACAGCAGAUUUUUUAUUGAAAACGAAAUUGAAAUAUAAUUCCACAAAUAGAGGUCGUGGUAAAGGCUAUGGUGAUGAACUAAGUAACCGUGAAUCUAGAGGUCAUGGUAGAGGCUGUAGUGAUGAACCAAGUAACUGUGAAUCUAGAGGUUGUAAUAGAGGUUGUGGUG